Messenger RNA from Brassica oleracea var. oleracea, 1056 nucleotides. RefSeq names its product late embryogenesis abundant protein D-34-like. The record is from RefSeq and is a predicted model, not a curated record. Lineage: Eukaryota; Viridiplantae; Streptophyta; Magnoliopsida; Brassicales; Brassicaceae. The coding region runs from base 101 to 889 and encodes 262 amino acids. The transcript has 4 exons.
CUUUGUCAUCAUGCUAUAACCUUGGAAACUUGACACGUGUAUCCCAUAGGCUUGUCAUUGACAAGUGUCAAAGUCUUACAGUAAGAUCGGAGAGAGAGAUAUGAGCCAACAAGAGCAACCACGUAGGCCACAAGAGCCGGUGAAAUACGGAGACGUUUUCGAGGUCUCCGGGGAGCUAGCUGAUAAGACCAUAGCGCCUGAGGAUGCAAACAUGAUGCAAGCAGCCGAGACGCGCGUCUUCGGACACACUCAAAAAGGAGGUACAGCCGCCGUCAUGCAGUCUGCAGCCACUGCCAACAAACGUGGUGGCUUCGUCCAACAAGGUGACGCAACCGACGUCGCGGCUGAACAUGGCGUCACCGUGGCGCAAACAGACGUCCCUGGUGCACGUGUCACUACAGAAUUCGUCGGUGGACAGGUCGUUGGACAACACGUGGAGCCGAUGCCUGUGGGGACUACUGCGGCUACAGAUGCUGAAACGUUGGGAUUGAAUUUGCAAAGUGCGAUAACAAUAGGAGAAGCAUUGGAGGCAGCUGUACAAACCGCUGGAAACAAACCGCUGGACCAGAGCGAUGCAGCAGCGAUCCAAGCGGCGGAGGUUAGAGCUUCUGGAACCAGCGUCAUUGCUCCUGGUGGUAUCGCCGCUUCAGCUCAAUCCGCAGCGAAUCACAACGCUACUGUGGACCGUGACGAGGACAAAAUCAAGCUCGUUGAUGUUUUAGCGGGUGCUACGGGGAAGCUACAGGCGGAUAAAGCCGUGACGAGGCAGGAUGCAGAGGGUGUGGUGAGCGCUGAGCUGAGGAACAACCCUAACUUGACUACUCAUCCAGGUGGUGUGGCAGCUUCUGUUACAGCCGCGGCUAGGCUUAACGAGAAGGCGGAUAUAUGAGGAAGAUGGUUGUUAAUAAAACUUCUUUUAAGGAAGGAACUUGUGAUGCAAAAUCGUCUUUAAGGUUUUUAUGUUUUGGUUCUGUUGUUCGAAAAGGUUCAAAGAUAAUGUUAAAGGUUCCAAACAUGGGACUUUCAUGUUGAAACUAAAGCUUCUCUAUAACUCGA